CGCGGGGCCGGGCCGGCGGCUCCUGCCCGGGGAGGCCGGGCCAGCGGAGCCGCCCCCUUCCCGCUGCCUGCCCCGGCUCCCGGCUGAGGGCCAGGGCCGUGCCGUGCCGUGCCAUGGCCGCUCCCUGCUACCUGGGCUGGGAUUUCAGCACGCAGCAGUUGAAAGUCAUUGCUAUUGAUGAACAGCUGAGGGUCAUUUAUGAGGAUAAUGUUCAUUUUGAUAAGGACCUUCCAGAAUUUAAGACUCAAGGUGGAGUCUACAUUCACAGUGACAGACUGACAGUCACUUCACCAGUGCUUAUGUGGGUCAAGGCUCUGGAUAUUAUCUUGGAAAAGAUGAAGUCUUCAGGCUUUAACUUCUCUCAAGUCAGAGCUAUGUCUGGUGCUGGCCAGCAACAUGGGAGUGUGUACUGGAAAAAAGGAAGCAUCCAGAUUUUAAAGAAUGCGUCAUCUGAACUGCCUUUACAUCAAUCACUAAAGGGCUGUUUUUCAGUCAGUGACAGUCCCAUCUGGAUGGAUUCCAGCACAGCCUCCCAGUGCAGAGCACUGGAGAAAGCCCUGGGGGGAGCUCAGCACCUGGCCAGUGUCACUGGCUCCAGGGCCUAUGAGCGUUUUACAGGAAACCAGAUAGCAAAGAUUUACAGCCAGAAUCCUGAGGUCUACAAGCAAACUGAGAGAAUCUCUUUGGUCAGUAGCUUUGCAGCUUCCCUUUUCCUAGGAGCUUAUGCACCCAUUGAUUACAGUGAUGGUUCUGGUAUGAACUUGCUGCAGAUUUGGGAAAAGGCUUGGUCAAAGCCCUGCCUUGAUGCUUGUGCCCCUGGAUUAGAGGAGAGACUGGGAUGCCCUGUACCAUCCCACUCAGUCCUGGGGCCCAUUUCUCCAUAUUAUAGUCAACGUUAUGGGUUUAGCCCAGACUGUAAAAUAGUAGCAUUUACAGGAGACAAUCCAGCAUCACUGGCAGGGAUGAGACUUCAAGAAGGAGACAUUGCAAUUAGCCUUGGCACAAGUGACACAUUGUUCCUGUGGAUCCAAGAGCCAACUCCUGCCUUAGAAGGUCAUAUUCUCUGCAAUCCUGUUGAUUCUCAAACAUAUAUGGCCCUUUUAUGUUUUAAGAAUGGCUCCCUGAUGAGAGAGAGGAUCAGAGAUGAGUGUGCUUCAGGCUCCUGGGAUGAAUUCUCCAAAGCUUUAUCAUCAACUGUUGCUGGAAACAGUGGAAACUUGGGUUUCUACUUUGAUGUGAUGGAAAUUACUCCUGAAGCAGUUGGGAUUCACAGAUUCAACAGAGACAACCAAAAGGUUCCAAGGUUUCCAAAGGAAGUAGAAAUACGAGCACUGAUCGAAGGGCAGUUCAUGGCCAAGAGGAUUCAUGCUGAAAAGCUGGGCUAUAAAGUCUUGCCUAGAACAAGGAUUUUGGCUACUGGUGGUGCAUCUCACAAUAAAAAGAUCCUACAGGUCCUGUCCGACGUGUUCAACGCGCCCGUGUUCACCAUCGACACGGCCAACUCUGCUUGUCUGGGAAGUGCUUACAGGGCAAUCCAUGGACUUGUAGCUGAAAGGAAUGUGUCCUUGGCUGAUGUUGUGAAAUUAGCACCAGAGCCCAGAUUGGCUGUUACACCCACCCCAGGGGCUGAGGAGCAUCUCAUCAGCCAAAGAGGAGUCUGGUCAUUCAGGUGUGGGGUUCAUCUGACCAGUGUAGACAUCUCUGUCUGCUGUCGUAUGGGCUCCUUUAGCAAUCAAAGGAGAGGACCACGAGGGAGAAGAGUUUCUGGCUGUUGUUCAUCUUACCUUGUGGCAGAUGUCUACAACAGAUCAGGUCUGAUAAACACUGGUGUUUUGGAAGAUGGAAUUCUCCUUAAAAAGUCAUCCAAGCCAUGCUGUGUAACAACUUUGAUAUCACAGCUUAUGCCACCUGGGAGCAUCUCUUCACAUGGCUGUCACAGCUUGUUAGGUUAGUGUGGGACAUUCUCCUGUCACUCCUGGAAUAAUUUCUUUGCUGGGUUAUUGCCCUGCUUAAGGGCAGUUGCAUAUAGCAGAAACAGCCUAUUGAUAAAGAAAGAUGUUGUCAAAAGGCAACAAUAUGUUUUCCCAAUUUCCAUUUCUCAGUUAAAUUAUUUGGGUCCCUGCAAUUUUUGUCCCUUAGAAGGAACUCCUACCCAAGUAGAGGAAAGAGAAAACAUUGAAGGCAGCUAACCCAAUAUGUGAUUUAGUCAGAGAGUUCAACUGAAUGAAUAAGCAAAUAAACUUCAUUUCAAUUUC
This is a messenger RNA of Haemorhous mexicanus (house finch), 2255 nucleotides long. RefSeq names its product xylulokinase (gene XYLB). The transcript is spliced from 20 exons. Lineage: Eukaryota; Metazoa; Chordata; Aves; Passeriformes; Fringillidae. The coding region runs from base 114 to 1952 and encodes 612 amino acids. Gene Ontology annotation, molecular function: D-xylulokinase activity. Gene Ontology annotation, cellular component: cytosol. Gene Ontology annotation, biological process: xylulose metabolic process; D-xylose metabolic process. The record is from RefSeq and is a predicted model, not a curated record.